CCAUAAUUGGUGCGAGGCCGGGGUGGUCGCAUCUAACCGCCGAAGCAGGAAGUUGACAAGGGUCAACCAACAGCUUCAGGAUCUCUCAGCUGCUUAUUUAAACCACAGACAGUAAUAAACCCCUCAAUUCGAAUUCGUACGACAAUUAUCUCAUUCUCAUACCUUUACAACCUGAACCUUCAAUAUGCCUUCGAUUGAUGCUGACACGCCACUUCCCUCAAGUGAGGGUAUCAUGGAAACAAGCUCAAGUCCAGCUUCCCCAAUUAACAGGCAACGCACUCCUUCCGUUUCCAUAACUCCCCCUUCUGGCAGGGCCAGGGGAGAGUCUCAUGGGCUCACGUCUGCCAUCGGCAACAUUCGGCUAUCUGACACAAAUGGACGCGCAACUCUCUCCCCGGAACCGAGGCGUUCCAGAAACGGCACGCCCCGAAGACGGCGUUCAAGUACCGGGGCUGUUGAGCAGCAUGACGUUGCUGAUGAAGAACUCCCUGAUGAUGCGUUCCAUUCCCCCGAGUUCCAAGGAGCUUUCCGAGAUGCCAAGCAGCUGAUGUCUAACAUUCAAUCUGUGCUGGGAAGCUCGAAUAUCCACGAAGCGCACGAGUCAACAAUGCGAAAGCUCCAUGAAGAUGCUGGCAGACUUUCCGCGUUCGAGUACCCAGCAACCCGUACCGUCGGGUUCGUAGGCGACUCUGGUGUUGGCAAGAGUAGUCUGCUCAAUUCGCUCCUCGAUACAAAAGGGCUUGCAAGGACUAGCAACAAUGGAGAAGCCUGCACAUGUGUUGUGACGGAGUACCAUUAUCACAAUCGUGACACGCUUGACAUUCGAGUCAAUUUGUUCUCGAUCGAGGAACUUCAAGAUCAACUCGGCAGACUCCUUCAAGUUUAUCGCACCUUUGAGCUUCAUCGGGAUGAGAUCACUGAUGCCGCUGAGCGUCAAGACAUGGAAGCGAAUGCCAGAGUGGCCAAGGACACGUUUCGAGCCAUGUUUCGCGGUCGACUGACUGACAAAGCAUUCCUGAUUCGUGAAUCGUAUGAUGAUGUGCUCGAUAGACUCACACGUUGGGCAGCUGAUGCAAUGCCUUCGCCUCUGAGAACUUGUCAUACAGGUCUCUCGCCGCAGGCUUGUUCCAACACGUUGAUGGAACUCUCUUCUGAGCCGGCAUCAAGAGACAUGCCAGCAACGUGGCCUUACAUUCGAAGCAUCAAGGUCUCUCUGAGCGCGCACAUCCUCAGCCGAGGCUUGAUUCUUGUAGAUCUACCCGGCCUUCGAGAUCUCAACUCUGCCAGAAGAAUCAUCACUGAACGUUAUCUCCUGGAGUGCAAUGAGAUCUUCGCAAUCUGCAACAUUGGACGCGCAGCCACUGACGAAGGUGUUCAUCAAGUUUUUGACUUGGCCGACCGUGCUCGCCUGUCGAAUGUCGGCAUAGUCUGUACUCGUUCUGAUGACAUUGACCCUGAAGAGUCAAUUCGAGAUUGGCCCGGCAGAAGUGCAAGACAUAUUGAGCAGCUGCUGGAGAAUAUCGAAACGGCAAACAAGGAAAUCGAAGAGUUGCAGGCAGAGAUCGAGGAUUAUGGGGCAAGUGACCUAUCCGAACAAGAAAGACAGGAACUUGCGGAAUGCUGGGAAGAUCAACGACAAGCAAGCAUCCGCAAACAGAACUACGACUUUGAACUCAAGGAAUAUCUGAUCACAACCCGCAACCGGAUCAUCAUUGACUCGCUCACAAACACCUACGCCGGCAGAGUUACAGAUGCUAGAGUCUUUUGCGUGAGUAACACGAUCUACUGGCAAAACAGAACUGCAAGGAAGUCUGAGGCCAAACGAUAUCUCGACCUGAGUGGCAUUUUGCAAGUCCGAAAACACUGCAUCUCGAUUGUCGCAAACAGUCAACGACGAAUUGCCACACAGUACAUGAAGGACCAGAUCCCUGCGUUGCUUGCUGACAUCGAGCUAUGGGUCCAAUCUGGAGCCCGCACAGCGAGUGAAGAACGUCGCGAGGCACUCUGCCAAACUCUCGACAGUGUUGAGCGUCGUCUGAGGAAGGUAUGAGAUUAUCAAGGUUGUGUUCCGACUGACGUUUAUAGGACUUUGCAUCGCGCGCUUUUAGUCGCCUAGCAAGAGGAUACAACGAAGACUUUACAGAAUACGUUUACAACAGUGAGUACCUCGGUUCGGUCAGAAUUAUACUGACCUUUAGAUCGUCAUGUCUCUUCAUGGAGCCGGUCAGCCAAAAAUGCAAGCCAAGAUUGGGCAGGGUGGCAUCACAGUAAGUUGGCAAUGUCCCAAAGGUUCAGCACUAAAGAAUAGGUUCUUAUUCUGCAUUUUGUCGAAACUUUGGGGACUAUUGCACACCUAAAAUCGGAUCACGAAAUUGGAACGAGGAGGCUAUGGAUGAGAUGGUUAGCGAUCUUGGAGGGCCUUGGGAGGAAAUGUGUGGAUCUCUACAGGAGCGACAGUCGAGUAUGCUUGAGAAUGCCGACGAAUUCGCGGACAUGGCUAUUGAGAAACUUGAGCAUGAUUCUGUCGAUUCUUUGACUCAAGCUCUUGAAAACCGUCAGAGUAUAUUCCUGGCUGCUAUCGAGAAGGUCAAUGAUGACUUCGAGAACAACCUCAAGUGAGUUACUUGUGCCUCAUCGACGUCGCUAACAGGCCAGGAUCCUCCGCAUCGAGUCGCUUUCUGGCCUUCGAAGUUCAAUUUUCGGAAAAGCGAUGGAACCAUUUUACAAUAGGUGCAAUGCCGAGUUUGGUACGUUUACACAUCGUCUACUGAUGCAGCUAACCCUCCCAGGCCAGGGAAGUGAUGCUCGUCGAAAGGCAAUCAUCAGAGGGGCUUUGAGCGAUGAAGACUUGUUCACCAAGCUCAUGAGAAGCCUCAAAGACAGUUUCCGGGCCAAUUCAGAGGCCACUCAGGCGAAGAUACAGGAAGCGACCAUGGAGUAUCUGCGCGUUGUUGAGGAACGGUUUGACCUUGUGCGGAGUGAGAACGUCGCUCGGGAAAGCGAGCAAGAUCCAGACUUUCGACUUCGGGUUGACCAAGUUGCCCGAGCUGGAAGGGAGACUAUGCAGAGGGUUCACCAAGUUAUCUGAUGUUCGAUCU
Molecule: messenger RNA, 3098 nt
Organism: Fusarium odoratissimum NRRL 54006
Lineage: Eukaryota; Fungi; Ascomycota; Sordariomycetes; Hypocreales; Nectriaceae
Exons: 10
Coding region: 185-2050 (621 amino acids)
Source: RefSeq, a predicted model, not a curated record